AUGAGUAAAGAUAACCACACAGUCUCUGAAUUCCUACUAUUGGGAUUCCCACAAAUGAUUGGCAUUAAUGCUGUGAUCUUAUUUCUACUGAUACUGAUUAUUUACAUUAUGACGCUCAUACUAAAUUCUAUGAUCAUCGUAUUGGUGUCCACCAGACCACAACUCCAUUCUCCCAUGUACUUCUUCCUCCAGCAAUUAUCUAUAAAUGAAAUUGUGCUCUUGACUAUUAUCAUUCCUAACAUGCUGCGUGUUAUAUGGUUGGAAGGAGCCACCAUCUCUAUCACAGGUUGUGUAGCUCAGUCUUAUCUUUAUGUUGCAUUUGCAUGUUCAGAAUGUCACCUCCUUGCUGUCAUGUCUUAUGAUCGAUAUCUGGCCAUAUGUAACCCUCUGCGUUAUAGCACCAUCAUGAACAUCAACCUACAACAUUCCCUGGUCAUCUAUUGCUGGGUGUUUGGCUUUCUGGUUACCCAGAUUACUCUUCAUUUUAUGUUUCAACUUCAAUUCUGUGGAUCCAAUGUCAUUGACCAUUUUUUCUGUGACCUUGGGCCUUUCAUUGAACUUUCCUGCUCUUCCACUUACGCACUACAGUUAGACAUUUUUAUUUUUUCUGUCCUUGUAAUUGUCAUUCCUUUUAUCUUAGUUGUCAUUAGUUACAUCUGUGUAUUUACAACUAUUCUUGGGAUAACCUCUAAAACAGGUAGGAAGAAAACCUUCUCCACGUGCAGCUCCCAUCUCUCCGUUGUGACCAUGUACUAUGGAACCUUGACCACUAUUUACUUGGUUCCAGCUUCUGGUGACUCACUGACCAUAAACAAGGUGAUUGCCCUUUUGUACAUUGUUGUAACACCAUUGUUUAACCCAAUUAUUUACAGCUUGAAAAACCAAGAAAUGAGAGUUAUCAUGGGGAAAUUACUCAGCAUUAAGUGA
Molecule: messenger RNA, 927 nt
Organism: Pseudophryne corroboree (corroboree frog)
Lineage: Eukaryota; Metazoa; Chordata; Amphibia; Anura; Myobatrachidae
Product: olfactory receptor 10A3-like
Exons: 1
Coding region: 1-927 (308 amino acids)
Biological process (GO): G protein-coupled receptor signaling pathway
Cellular component (GO): membrane
Molecular function (GO): olfactory receptor activity; G protein-coupled receptor activity
Source: RefSeq, a predicted model, not a curated record